Hyla sarda is the source of this 985-nucleotide messenger RNA. RefSeq names its product exosome component 8 (gene EXOSC8). Gene Ontology annotation, cellular component: cytoplasmic exosome (RNase complex); nuclear exosome (RNase complex). The transcript is spliced from 11 exons. NCBI's taxonomy places the organism in Eukaryota, Metazoa, Chordata, Amphibia, Anura, Hylidae. The coding region runs from base 134 to 964 and encodes 276 amino acids. Gene Ontology annotation, biological process: exonucleolytic trimming to generate mature 3'-end of 5.8S rRNA from tricistronic rRNA transcript (SSU-rRNA, 5.8S rRNA, LSU-rRNA); nuclear polyadenylation-dependent mRNA catabolic process; U4 snRNA 3'-end processing. The record is from RefSeq and is a predicted model, not a curated record.
UGUUUGGUGCGGUCUCCGGGCAGCACAUGUGCGGUGACUUCCUGUGAGCGGCGGACACCCUGCAUGUAGAUCACGUGUAGCGCCCCCUGUCUUCUCUCUUCACCUGUAUGAUCCUCAUGUUGGAUGUGAGGACAUGGCUGCCGGGUACAAAGCAGUGGAACCUCUAGAAUAUUACAGGAAGUUUCUAAAGCAGAAUUGUCGGCCAGAUGGACGAGGUCUGAGUGAAUUUAGGACAACCACAAUAAAUGUUGGGUCUAUUACCACCGCAGAUGGUUCGGCCCUAGUAAAGCUUGGGAACUGCACAGUAAUGUGCGGCAUUAAAGCGGAAUUUACAGCCCCUCCAACAGAUUUCCCCAACAAAGGAUAUAUUGUACCUAAUGUCGAUCUGACACCGCUAUGUUCUUCGCGUUUUCGGCCUGGACCGCCGGGAGAAGAGGCACAGGUCGCCAGCCAGUUCAUAGCUGAGGUCAUUGAAAAUUCACAGAUAAUACAGAAAGAAGACCUGUGCAUUACAAAAGGCAAAUUAGCGUGGGUUUUGUAUUGUGAUCUUAUAUGUCUGGAUUAUGAUGGGAACCUCCUUGAUGCCUGUGUCUGUGCAUUGGUAGCUGCUUUAAGGAACGUCCGAUUGCCAUCUGUUAAAAUAAGUGAAGAAACGGGCCUAGCGCAAGUCCAGUUAUCGUCUAAAAGUCCUCUGAAUGUCCUGAAACAACCAGUGUCUACAUCGUUUGCUGUAUUUGAUGACAAGUACAUUAUUGUGGAUCCAACAGAUGAAGAAGAAAGUUUAGCUACAGGACUUCUGACUGUUGUGACAGAAGAGGAUGGAAAGUUAUGUACUAUUCGGAAACCAGGCGGGAGCUCCCUUUCCGCAGAAAAACUUCAGGAGUGCAUCAGUCGGGCGUUUUCCAGACAUAAAGAAGUGCAGGCUCUACUGGAGGAAGUUCUGCUAAGCGUCAAGACUCAAUAAAGUAGACUUUUGUUUUUGAUA